Rhea pennata is the source of this 14875-nucleotide messenger RNA. It is a transcript of the gene PLEC, whose product is annotated as plectin. The record is from RefSeq and is a predicted model, not a curated record. Gene Ontology annotation, biological process: wound healing; intermediate filament bundle assembly. Bases 1 to 14145 code for a protein of 4714 amino acids. Lineage: Eukaryota; Metazoa; Chordata; Aves; Rheiformes; Rheidae. Gene Ontology annotation, cellular component: keratin filament; cell junction; cytoskeleton. The transcript is spliced from 33 exons. Gene Ontology annotation, molecular function: structural molecule activity; keratin filament binding; protein binding.
AUGGUGGCCGGGAUGCUGAUGCCGCUGGAGCGGCUCCGCGCCAUCCUGGAGCUGCUGUUCCGCGAGGGCGUGCUGGUGGCCGAGAAGGACCGGCGGCCGCGGCGCGCCCACCCGCAGCUGCCCGGCGUCCCCAACCUGCAGGUGAUCCGCGCCAUGGCCUCGCUGCGCUCCCGCGGGCUAGUGCGGGAGACCUUCGCCUGGCGCCACUUCUACUGGUACCUCACCGACGAGGGCAUCGCCUACCUGCGGCAGUACCUGCGCCUGCCGCCCGAGAUCGUGCCGCUGUCCCUGCAGCGCACCCGCCGCCCCGCCGCCCCCGCGCCCGCCCGCCGCCCCGCCGCCCCGGCCAGGACGCGUCCCGCCGGCGGCGAGGAGCCCCGCGGCGCCCGGCUGGCCUACCGCAGGAAGGAGGAGGCCGGCGAGCAGCACGUGGAGCCUGCCGUCACCGCCGCCGCCGCCGCGGGGGGAGCGUCCUGGGCAGCCCCGGAGCCCGGCCCAGCCCCAGAUGAGCGAGACCGAGUCCAGAAGAAAACCUUCACAAAAUGGGUCAACAAGCACCUCAUCAAGGCUCAGCGUCACAUCAACGACCUCUACGAAGACCUGCGGGAUGGUCACAACCUCAUCUCGCUGCUGGAGGUGCUCUCGGGGGACACGCUGCCCCGGGAGAAGGGGAGGAUGCGCUUCCACAAGCUGCAGAACGUGCAGAUCGCCCUCAACUACCUGAAGCAUCGCCAGGUGAAGCUGGUCAACAUCCGCAACGAUGACAUUGCCGAUGGCAACCCCAAGCUCACGCUGGGCCUCAUCUGGACCAUCAUCCUGCACUUCCAGAUCUCGGACAUCCAGGUGAGCGGGCAGUCAGAGGACAUGACGGCCAAGGAGAAGCUGCUGCUGUGGUCGCAGCGCAUGGUGGAGGACUACCAGGGCCUGCGCUGCGACAACUUCACCACCAGCUGGCGGGACGGCCGCCUCUUCAACGCCAUCAUCCACCGGCACAAGCCCAUGCUCAUCGACAUGAACAAGGUGUACCGCCAGAGCAACCUGGAGAACCUGGACCAGGCCUUCACGGUGGCGGAGCGGGACCUGGGGGUGACGCGCCUGCUGGACCCCGAAGACGUGGACGUGCCCCAGCCGGAUGAGAAGUCCAUCAUCACCUACGUCUCGUCGCUGUACGACGCCAUGCCCCGCGUGCCCGACGUGCAGGACGGCAUUAAGGCCAAUGAGCUGCAGCUGCGCUGGCAGGAGUACUACGAGGUGGUGACGAUGCUGCUGCAGUGGAUUCGGCACCACACCGUCCUCUUUGAGGAGCGCCAGUUCCCCAGCAGCUACGAGGAGAUUGAGAUCCUCUGGCGCCAGUUCCUCAAGUUCAAGGAGACGGAGCUGCCGGCCAAGGAAGCUGACAAGAACCGCUCCAAGGCCAUCUUCCAGUCGCUGGAGGGCGCGGUGCAGUCCGGGCAGCUGAAGGUGCCCCCCAGCUACCACCCGCUGGACGUGGAGAAGGAAUGGGGCAAGCUGCACGUGGCCAUCCUGGAGCGGGAGAAGCUGCUGCGGGCCGAGUUCGAGAGGCUGGAGCGGCUGCAGCGCAUCGUCAGCAAGCUGCAGAUGGAGUCGGGGCUCUGCGAGGAGCAGCUCAACCAGGCGGACACCCUGCUGCAGUCGGACAUCCGGCUGCUGAAUGCCGGGAAGCCACCGCAGAAGGCGGCUGAGAUUGAGCGGGACCUGGACAAGGCAGAUGCCAUGAUCCGGCUGCUCUUCAACGACGUGCAGACCCUCAAGGACGGGCGGCACCCGCAAGGGGAGCAGAUGUACCGCAGGGUGUACCGGCUGCACGAGCGCCUGGUGGCCAUCCGCACCGAGUACAACCUGCGCAUCAAGUCUGGGGCGCCGCAGAUGGCCCAGACGACGGUGCCCCUGGGCCAGAGGCCCCGGCAGGACCUGGACGACGUCACGCUGCGGUACCUGCAGGACCUGCUGGCCUGGGUGGAGGAGAACCAGCGCCGGCUCAACGCGGCCGAGUGGGGCGUGGACCUGCCCACCGUGGAGUCCCACCUGGGCAGCCACCGCGGCCUCCACCAGUCCAUCGAGGAGUUUCGCGCCAAGAUCGAGCGGGCGCGCGCCGACGAGGCGCAGCUCUCACCGGGGCCCCGCAAUGCCUACCGCGAGUGCCUGGGCAAGCUGGACCUGCAGUACGCCAAGCUGCUGAACUCCUCCAAGGCUCGUCUGCGGCACCUGGAGAGCCUGCAUGGCUUUGUGAGUGCUGCCACCAAGGAGCUGAUGUGGCUCAACGAGAGGGAGGAGGAGGAAGUGAAUUUCGACUGGAGCGACCGCAACCCCAAUAUGGUGGCUAAGAAGGAGAACUACUCGGGGCUGAUGCGGGAGCUGGAGCUGAAGGAGCGGAAAAUCAAAGAGAUCCAGAGCACCGGGGACCGGCUGCUGCGGGAGGAGCACCCGGGCAGGCAGACAGUGGAGGCCUUCCAAGCAGCUCUGCAGACGCAGUGGAGCUGGAUGCUCCAGCUGUGCUGCUGCAUCGAGGCCCACCUGAAGGAGAACACUGCCUACUUCCAGUUCUUCGCCGACGUGAAGGAGGCUGAGGAGUUCCUGAGGAAGAUGCAGGAGAACAUGAAAAAGAAAUACUCCUGCGACCGCAGCAUCACGGUCACACGCCUGGAAGACCUGCUGCAGGACUCUCUUGACCAGAAGGAGCAGCUGGCCGAGUACCAGGGGCACCUGGCCGGGCUGGCCAAGCGGGCCCAAGCUGUGGUGCAGCUGAAGCCGCGCAGCCCCGCCACCCCGCUCAAGGGUCGGCUGCCCAUCCAGGCCGUCUGCGACUACAAGCAAAUGGAGAUCACGGUGCACAAGAACGACGAGUGCACCCUGCUCAGCAAUGCCCAGCCCUACAAGUGGAAGGUGCUCAGCGCUGCUGGCAGCGAGUCCAUCGUGCCCUCUGUGUGCUUCCUAGUGCCCCCGCCCAACCGGGAGGCGCUGGAUGCUGUGCACAGGCUGGAGUCCACCCAUCAGCACCUCCUCACGCUCUGGCACCAGCUGCAUGUGGACAUGAAGAGCCUCCUGUCCUGGCAGUACCUCAUCCGGGACAUCCAGCAGAUCCAGUCCUGGUCGCACAUCACGUUCCGCACCAUGCAGGUGGAUGAGUACCGGCAGAUCCUGCGCAGCCUGGAGAUGCACUACCAGGAUUUCAUGCGUGACAGCCAGGACUCACAGAGCUUCCAGCCCGAUGACCGGCUGCACAUGGAGCGCGAGUACAACGCCUGCACCCAGAAGUACGAGCUGCUGCUGCGCAGCCAGGAGAAAGGAGAGCAGGAUGAGUCCCUGUGCAAGAACUACAUCUCCCAGCUGAAGGACAUCCGGCUGCAGCUGGAGGGCUGCGAGACCCGCACCAUCCACAAGAUUCGCCUGCCCCUCGACAAAGACCCAGUCAAGGAGUGCGCCCAGCGCAUUUCCGAGCAGCAGCAAAUCCACCUAGAACUGGAGGGCAUCAAGAAGAACUUGGACAAGGUCAGCGAGAAGACAGAGAAGGUGCUGGCCCAGCCAGAGCAGGCCAGCUCAGCCCCUGUCUUGCGCUCGGAGCUGGAAAUCACCCUGCAGAAGAUGGACCAGGUGUACAGCCUCUCCAGCAUCUACUUGGAGAAGCUGAAGACCAUCAACCUGGUGAUCCGUAGCACACAGGGAGCAGAGGAGCUGGUCAAGAAGUAUGAGGACCAGCUGAAGAAUGUGCAGACUGUGCCUUCCGACCUCAAGGAGCUGGAAGACAGCAAGGCUGAGCUGAAGCGGCUGCGUGCUCAGGUGGAGGGUCAUCAGCCCCUCUUCAACACCCUGGAAACUGACCUGAGCAAGGCCAAGGACGUCAAUGAACGGAUGGUGAGGGGCCACAGCGAGCGAGAUGUGGACCUGGACCGUUACCGGGAGAAAGUCCAGCAGUUGCUGGAGCGCUGGCAGGCCAUCCUGACCCAAAUCGACCUGCGCCAACGUGAGCUGGAUCAGCUGGGCCGCCAGCUGCGGUACUACCGCGAGAGCUGUGAUGGGCUGCUCCAGUGGAUCCAGGAUGCCAAGCAGCGGCAGGAGAAAAUUCAGGCGGUGCCCAUCACAGACAGCAAGACUGUGCGGGAGCAGCUCCUGCAGGAGAAGAAACUUUUGGAAGAGUGCGAUCGCAAUAAGGAGAAGGUGGAGGAGUGCCAGCGGUAUGCCAAGCAGUACAUAGAUGCCAUCAAGGAUUAUGAGUUGCAGCUGGUAACCUUCAAGGCACAGGUGGAGCCAGUGGCAUCUCCUGCCAAGAAGCCCAAAGUGCAGUCUGCAUCUGACAGCAUCAUCCAGGAGUAUGUGGACUUGCGGACGCGGUACAGCGAGCUGACCACUCUCACCAGCCAGUACAUCAAGUUCAUCACGGAGACUCUGCGGCGGCUGGAGGAGGAGGAGAAAGCAGCCGAGAAGCUGAAGGAGGAGGAGAGGAAGCGGCUGGCGGAGGUGGAGGCCCAGCUGGAGAAGCAGAGGCAGCUGGCUGAGGCCCACGCCAAAGCCAAGGCGCAGGCAGAGGCAGAGGCGCGGGAGCUACAGCUCCGCAUGCAGGAGGAGGUCACUCGGCGGGAGGUGGUGGCCGUGGAUGCCGAGCAGCAGAAGCAGAACAUCCAGCAGGAGCUGAUGCAGCUGCGGCAGAACUCUGACCACCAGAUUAAGUCUAAGGUCAAACUCAUUGAGGAGGCUGAGUACAACCGCAAGAAGGUGGAGGAGGAGAUCCGCCUCAUCCGCCUCCAGCUGGAGAGCACUGAGAAGCAGCGGGCCAGCGCUGAGACGGAGCUGCAGGAGCUGCGGGCGCGUGCUGAGGAUGCUGAGCGGCAGAAGAAGCAGGCGCAGGAAGAGGCUGAGCGCCUGCGCCGGCAGGUCAAGGAUGAGAGCCAGAAGAAGCGGGAGGCGGAGGAAGAGCUGAAGCGCAAGGUACAGGCCGAGAAAGAUGCAGCCCGGGAGAAGCAGAAGGCGAUGGCAGACCUGGAGAAGCUGCGGCUGCAGGCAGAGGAGGCCGAGCGGCGGAUGCGACAGGCGGAGCUGGAGAAAGAGCGGCAGAUCCAGGUGGCACAGGAGGUGGCCCAGCGGAGUGCCGAGGCCGAGCUGCAGAGCAAGCGCCUGUCCUUUGCAGAGAAGACAGCGCAGCUGGAGCUGUCCCUGCAGCAGGAGCACAUCACCGUGGCCCACCUGCAGGAGGAGGCCGAGCGGCUGAAGAAGCAGCAGCUGGAGGCCGAGCAAUCACGGGAGGAGGCUGAGAAGGAGCUGGAGCGGUGGCGGCAGAAAGCCAACGAGGCACUGCGUCUGCGGCUGCAAGCCGAGGAGGUGGCCCACAAGAAAACGCUGGCCCAGGAGGAGGCAGAGAAGCAGAAGGAGGAUGCAGAGCGGGAGGCCCGCAAGCGCGCUAAGGCUGAGGAGUCAGCCCUGCGGCAGAAGGAGCUGGCGGAGGAGGAGCUGGAGAAGCAGCGGCAAUUGGCAGAGGGCACAGCCCAGCAGAAGUUUGCGGCGGAGCAGGAGCUGAUCCGCCUGAAGGCAGAGAUGGAGAACGGGGAGCAACAGCGCCUGCUCCUUGAGGAGGAGCUCUUCCGUCUGAAGAACGAGGUGAGCGAGGCCAUCCAGAAGAGGAAGGAGGUGGAGGAGGAGCUGGCCAAGCUGCGGGCCGAGAUGGAGGUCCUGCUGGAGAGCAAGGCCAAGACGGAGGAGGAGUCGCGCUCCACCAGCGAGAAAUCCAAGCAGCGCCUGGAGGCCGAGGCCAGCAAGCUGCGGGAGCUGGCUGAGGAGGCUGCCCGGCUGCGAGCCCUCUCAGAGGAGGCCAAGAGGCAGCGGCAGUUGGCAGAGGAGGAGGCCAGCCGACAGCGGGCCGAGGCUGAACGCAUCCUCAAGGAGAAGCUGGCAGCCAUCAACGAGGCAUCGCGUCUAAAGGCAGAGGCGGAAAUUGCCCUGAAGGAGAAGGAGGCAGAAAAUGAGCGGCUGCGGCGGCUGGCAGAGGACGAGGCCUACCAGCGCAAGCUGCUGGAGGAGCAGGCUGCCCAGCACAAGCAGGACAUUGAGGAGAAGAUCGCCCUGCUGAAGCGGUCAUCGGAGAGCGAGCUGGAGCGGCAGAAGGGCAUUGUGGAUGACACGCUGAAGCAGCGGCGCCUUAUCGAGGAGGAGAUCCGCCUGCUGAAGAUCAACUUUGAGAAGGCAUCAGCGGGCAAGGCAGACUUGGAGCAGGAGCUGAGCCGCAUCCGCAGCGAGGCAGAGGAGGUCCAGCGCAUCCGGGAGCAGGCUGAGCGGGAAGCCGAGCGGCAGCGGGCCCUGGCGCUGGAGGAAGAGAGCCGACGGAGGGAGGCCGAGGAGAAGGUGCGGAACAUCGUGGCGGCUGAACAGGAGGCUGCGCGGCAGCGGCGGCUGGCCCUGGAGGAGGUGGAACGCCUGAAGGCCACAGUGGAGGAGGCUAAGCGGCAGAAGGAGCUGGCAGAGAAGGAGUCAGAACGGCAGAUCCAGCUGGCGCAGGAGGCAGCCCAAAAGCGCAUUGCAGCGGAGGAGAAGGCCCACCUGGCUGCCGUGCAGCAGAAGGAGCAGGAGCUGCUGCAGACACGGCGUCAGGAGCAGAGCAUGCUUGACCGGCUGCGGGAGGAGGCCGAGAGGGCCAAGCGGGCCGCAGAGGAGGCUGAGUUUGCACGCAGCAAGGCUGAGCAGGAUGCCAGCCUCUCUCGGCAGCGAGUGGAGGAGGCCGAGCGGCUGAAGCAGCGGGCAGAGGAGGAGGCGCAGGCCAAGGCGCAGGCCCAGGAGGAUGCAGAGAAGCUGCGUAAGGAGGCUGAGCUGGAGGCGGCAAAGCGGGCCCAGGCAGAGCAGGCAGCCCUGCGGCAGAAGCAACUGGCAGAUGCGGAGAUGGAGAAGCACAAGAAGUUUGCGGAGCAGACACUGCGGCAGAAGGCGCAGGUGGAGCAGGAGCUGACCAAGGUGAAGCUGCAGCUGGAGGAGACAGACCAUCAGAAGGGCAUCCUGGACGAGGAGCUGCAGCGGCUGAAGGAGGAGGUGACAGAUGCCAUCAGGCAGAAGGCCCAGGUGGAGGAGGAGCUCUUCAAGGUCCGGGUGCAGAUGGAGGAGCUGGCAAAGCUGAAGAGCCGAAUUGAGGAAGAGAACAAAGCACUAAUCCUCAAGGACAAGGACAACACACAGAAGUUCUUGGCAGAGGAAGCUGAGAAGAUGAAGCAGGUAGCAGAGGAGGCUGCACGGCUCAGCGUGGAGGCCCAGGAGGCUGCCCGCAUGCGGAAGCUGGCUGAGGAUGACCUGGCACAGCAGCGGGCAUUGGCAGAGAAGAUGUUGAAGGAGAAGAUGCAAGCGGUGCAGGAGGCCACACGGCUGAAGGCCGAGGCAGAAGUACUGCAGAAGCAGAAGGACCUGGCGCAAGAGCAUGCCAAACGGCUGCAGGAGGACAAAGAGCAGAUGCAGCAGCGGCUGGCUGAGGAGACUGAGGGCUUCCAGAAAACCCUGGAGGCUGAGCGCCGACGGCAGCUGGAGAUCACUGCUGAGGCCGAGCGCCUCAAGCUGCAUGUGGCGGAGAUGAGCAUGGCUCAGGCCAAGGCUGAGGAGGAGGCCAAGCGGUUCAAGAAGCAGGCAGAGGAGAUCAGUGGGAGGCUGCACGAGACUGAGCUGGCCACACAGGAGAAGAUGACACUAGUGCACACCCUGGAGAUACAGCGACAGCAGAGCGACCAGGAUGCAGAGAAACUGCGGAGGGCCAUUGCUGACCUGGAGAAGGAGAAGGAGAAGCUGAAGCAGGAGGCGGCCUUGCUGCAGCAGAAGGCGGAGGAGAUGCAGGUGGCCCAGCAGGCGCAGCUCCGCCAGGAGACGCAGAUUCUUCAGCAGACCUUCCUGACAGAGAAGGAUGCCCUGCUCCAAAAGGAGAAGUUCAUUGAGGAGGAGAAAACUAAGUUGGAGAAGCUCUUCCAGGAUGAGGUGAAUAAAGCGAAGAAUCUGAAGGCAGAACAAGAGCGGCAGCAGAAGGAGAUGGAGCAAGAAAAGCAACAGCUGAAGGCCAUGCUGGAUGACGCCAAGAAGCAUCAGAAGGAAGCAGAGGAAAAUGUCCGGCACAAGCAGGAGGAGCUGCAGCAACUGGAGAGACAGCGGCAGCAGCAGGAAAAACUCCUUGAAGAGGAGAACAAGAAGCUCAGGGAGAGGCUUGAGCAGAUGCAGGAAGAGCACAAGGCUGCCCUGGCCCAGACACGAGAGAUCAUGAUUCAGACAGAUGACCUGCCUGAGGAGGUUGUGGUUACGACAACGCAGCUGAUGGACAUCAAAGCUGUGCCCAAUGGCAGAGAUGUAGUGGAUGGCAUAGCACAGAAUGGGGAGCCAGAGUUUGCGUUUGAUGGCAUCCGCCAGAAGGUGUCUGCGGAGAAGCUGGCUGAGGCUGGCAUUUUGAGCAAGGAGAGCUUAGACAAGUUGGCAAAGGGUGUUGUGAGUGUUGGUGAGCUCUCGCAGAGGGAAGACAUCAAGAAGUAUCUGCAGGGCAAGAGCAGCAUUGCUGGUUUGUUAAUCAAACCUGCCAAUCAAAAGAUGAGUAUUUAUGAAGCCAUGAAGAAAAAGCUGCUCACUCCAGGCACUGCACUGGUCCUUCUGGAAGCACAGGCUGCCUCUGGCUUCAUAAUUGACCCUGUACAAAAUAGGAGGCUGUCAGUGAAUGAAGCAGUGAGAGAAGGAGUGAUUGGGCCAGAACUGCACAAUAAAAUGCUGUCUGCUGAACGGGCAGUAACUGGCUACAAAGAUCCUUAUACAGGAGACAAGAUCUCCCUCUUCCAGGCCAUGUCAAAGGAGCUUAUUGUUAGGGACCAUGGCAUCCGUCUACUUGAGGCCCAGAUCGCCACGGGCGGCAUCAUUGACCCUGUCAACAGCCACCGCCUCCCCGUUGAAGCUGCCUACAAACGAGGCUACUUCAAUGAGGAGAUGAAUGAAGUCCUCUCUGACCCUACAGAUGACACCAAGGGCUUUUUCGACCCCAACACGCAGGAGAACCUCACCUAUCUGCAGCUCAUGGAGCGGUGUGUGACUGACCCAGACACAGGGCUGUGCCUCCUACCACUCACUGACCAGGCAGCCAAAGCAAGAGAGCUGCUCUACACUGACAAAGAAGCCAAGGAUGUCUUUAAGAAGGCUACAGUGAUGGCACCAUUUGGCAAGUUCCAAGGGAAAACAGUGACCAUCUGGGAGAUCAUCAACUCUGAAUACUUCACUGAGGACCAAAGGCGAGACCUGAUCCAGCAAUACAGGACUGGCAAGAUCACGGUGGAGAAGAUCAUUAAGAUUAUCAUCACGGUUGUGGAGGAAAGUGAGAAAAAGAGCCAGAUGUUAUUUGAAGGGCUCCGGGCGCCUGUGCCUGCUGCUGAGCUGCUGGAAAGCAAAAUCAUCAACAAAGACCUCUACAACCAGCUGCACCAGGGCAAGAAGUCCGUGCAGGAUGUGUCAGAGAUGGAAUCUGUGAGGCAGUACCUGAAGGGCACAGAUGCCAUUGCUGGCAUCCUAGUGGAGUCAACCAGCCAGAAGUUCACCUUCUAUGAUGCCUUGAAGAGAAACCUGCUGAAGCCAGAGAUUGCCCUGUCCUUGCUGGAGGCGCAGGCUGCCACAGGCUAUAUCAUUGACCCUGUGAAGAACAAGCUGUAUUCUGUUGAUGAGGCAGUGAAGGCUGAGACUGUGGGGCCAGAGUUUCAUGAGAAGCUGCUGUCUGCAGAGAAGGCUGUGACUGGCUACAAGGAUCCCUACACAGGCCAGACGGUUUCCCUCUUCCAAGCACUCAAGAAAGGCCUCAUCCCCACCGACACUGGGGUCCGUCUGCUGGAUGUCCAGCUUGCCACUGGUGGUAUCAUUGAUCCCGUGAACAGCCACCGGCUUCCACUUGAGGUUGCCUACAAGCGAGGCCACUUUGACCCAGAGAUGAACUCAGCUCUGUCUGCACUGCUAGAGGAGGCCAAAGCUUUCUAUUGUCCCAACACUCAGGAAAACCUCACCUAUGCCCAACUGCAGAAGAACUGCCACCGUGACAAGCAGACUGGCCUCUACCUACUGCCUCUCUCAGACAAAGCUAUCCAGUCACAGCAGGAGGAGAUCUACACAGACAGCCAGGCAAAGGAGUGCUUCGAGAAGGCAACUGUAGAGGUCCCAUCAGGCAGCCUGAAGGGCCAGACGGUGACCAUAUGGGAGCUGAUACACUCAGAGUACUUCACAGAGGAACACAGGCAGGAGCUUCUCCGGCAGUACAAGACUGGCAAGGUGACCAUUGAGAAGAUCAUCAAGAUCAUGAUUACCAUCAUCGAGGAGACAGAGACCAAGAAGCAGGAGAAGCUGACGUUCAGUGGUCUCCGGGCACCCGUGUCUGCUAGUGAGCUGGUGGAAUCCUGCAUCAUCAGCAAAGCCCAAUACGAGCAACUGAAGGAAGGCAAGAAAUCAGUGAAGGACCUCUCUGAGACAGAUUCAGUUAAGAGAUACCUGCAGGGGAGUGACUGCAUUGCAGGCAUCUAUGUGGAGGCAACCAAAGAGAAGCUAAACAUCUACGAGGCCAUGAAAAGGAACCUGCUGAGGCCAAGCACUGCCGUGGUUCUACUGGAGGCCCAAGCUGCAACUGGAUUCCUGAUUGAUCCUGUGAAGAAUCGGAGGCUGUACGUCAAUGAGGCAGUGAAGGCUGGCGUCAUUGGGCCCGAGUUGCAUGAGAAGCUGCUGUCUGCCGAGAAGGCGGUCACUGGAUACAAGGACCCCUACUCGGGAAACACCAUCUCCCUCUUUGAGGCUAUGAAGAAAGGACUUAUCGUCAAAGAGCAUGGCAUCCGCCUGCUUGAAGCCCAAAUUGCCACAGGGGGCAUCAUUGACCCUGUGCACAGUCACCGUGUCCCUGUGGAGGUGGCCUAUAAGCGGGGCUAUCUUGAUGAGGAAAUGAACCGGAUCCUUUCUGACCCCACAGAUGACACCAAGGGCUUCUUUGACCCUAACACUCAUGAGAACCUCACCUACAUGCAGCUGAAGAAGAGGUGCAUUGAGGACCCUGAGACGGGCCUGUACUUAUUGCCCCUGCGUGAGCCAGAGAAGCCUACGGUGGUGGAGACCACCCAGGUGUACACAGAGGCAGAAACACGGAAGGUGUUUGAGGAGACGCAGGUGGACAUCCCUGUGGGCAGCAGGGCAGGCUCUUCCAUGUCACUGUGGGAGAUCAUGAACUCAGACCUGCUGCCUGAGGAGCAGCGGAAGCAUCUCAUGGAGGAGUUCCAGUCAGGCCGUGUGUCCAAGGAGCGCAUGAUCAUCAUCAUCAUCGAGAUCAUUGAGAAGACUGAGAUCAUCCGGCAGCAGAACCUCACCUCCUACGACUAUGUCCGGCGCCGCAUCACGGCUGAGGACCUCUACGAGGCCACAAUCAUCUCCCUGGACAUCUACAACCUGCUGAAGCAGGGCUCCAAGACCAUCCGGGAGCUCCUGGACAUAGAGACCGUCUGGAAACACCUCUAUGGGUCAGGCUGUGUUGCCGGCAUCUACAUCCCCUCCUCCAAGCAGAAACUCAGUAUCUACCAGGCUUUGAAGAAGGGGCUGAUCAGCUCUGAAGUGGCCCGCUCUCUCUUGGAAGCCCAGGCUGCAACUGGUUUCAUGAUUGAUCCUAUAAAGAACGAGAGGCUGACAGUUGACGAAGCAGUCAGGAAAGGUGUAGUGGGGCCAGAAAUCCAUGACCGGCUCCUCUCUGCAGAGAGGGCUGUGACUGGUUACAGAGAUCCAUACAGCGAGCAGAAGAUUUCCCUCUUCCAGGCCAUGAAGAAAGACCUCAUUCCCAGUGAAGAGGCCCUGAAGCUUCUGGAUGCCCAGAUAGCCACUGGCGGUGUCAUUGAUCCACACCUUGGCUUCCACCUUCCCCUGGAGAUGGCCUACCAGCGGGGCUUCAUCAACAAGGAGACCUACGACAUGCUCUCCGAGCCCAGUGAGGUGCGGAGCUAUGUCGACCCCUCCACAGAUGAGAAGCUCAGCUACACACAGCUCCUGAAGCGGUGCCGGAAGGAUGAGAACAGUGGGCUUCUGCUGCUCCCACUGUGCGACACGAGGAAGCUCACCUUCCGGGGGCUACGGAAGCAGAUCACCGUGGAGGAGCUGGUCCGCUCACAGGUAAUGGAUGAAGCCACAGCCCAGCGCCUCCAGGAGGGCCUCACCUCCAUUGAGGAGGUCUCCAAGAACCUGAAGAAGUUUCUGGAGGGCACAAGCUGCAUUGCUGGUGUCUUUGUGGACUCCACAAAGGAGCGGCUGUCUGUAUACCAAGCCAUGAAGAAGGGUAUCAUCAGGCCAGGCACUGCAUUUGAGCUCCUGGAGGCGCAGGCAGCCACAGGGUAUGUGAUUGACCCUAUCAAGGGCCUCAAGUUGACUGUGGAGGAGGCCGUGCGGAUGGGCAUCGUGGGCCCUGAGUUCAAGGACAAGCUGCUCUCUGCUGAGAGGGCAGUAACCGGCUACCGUGAUCCCUACACCGGAAAGCUCAUCUCCCUCUUCCAGGCCAUGAAGAAGGGGUUGAUCCUGAAGGAUCAUGGGAUCCGCUUGCUGGAGGCCCAGAUCGCAACAGGAGGCAUCAUUGAUCCUGAGGAGAGCCACCGCCUACCUGUGGAGAUAGCUUACAAGAGGGGCCUCUUUGAUGAGGAGAUGAAUGAGAUCCUGCUGGAUCCCAGCGAUGACACCAAAGGCUUCUUUGACCCCAACACAGAGGAGAACUUAACCUAUCUGCAACUAAUGGAGCGGUGCAUCACUGACCCAGAAACCGGUCUUUGCCUCCUACCCCUGAAGGAGAAGAAACGGGAGAGGAAGACCUCCUCCAAGUCCUCUGUCCGCAAGCGCAGGGUGGUGAUUGUUGACCCAGAAACUGGCAAGGAGAUGUCGGUGUAUGAAGCCUACCGCAAGGGCCUCAUUGAUCACCAGACCUACCUAGAGCUGUCAGAGCAGGAGUGCGAGUGGGAGGAGAUCACCACCUCCUCCUCUGAUGGCGUGGUCAAGUCCAUGAUCAUCGACAGACGCUCAGGGCGCCAGUACGACAUUGAUGAUGCCAUUGGCAAGGGCCUGAUCGACCAGUCAGCUCUGGACCAAUACCGCUCGGGCACCCUCUCCAUCACCGAAUUUGCAGACAUGCUCUCUGGCAACAUGAGUGGCUUCCGGUCACGGUCAUCCUCUGUGGGGUCGUCCUCCUCCUACACCGUCAGCCCAGCCCCCACGCGAACGCAGAUAUCAAUGUGGAGCGACCCAACCGAGGAGACUGGGCCAGUUGCUGGCAUCCUGGACACAGACACUCUGGAGAAGGUGUCCAUCACGGAGGCGAUGCGCCGAAAUCUUGUAGACAACAUCACGGGGCAGAGGCUGCUGGAAGCCCAAGCCUGCACCGGGGGCAUCAUCGACCCCAGCACUGGGGAUAAAUGCUCUGUUGCUGAUGCAGUGAGCAAGGGCCUGGUGGACAAAAUCAUGGUGGACCGCAUCAACCUUGCUCAGAAGGCCUUCUAUGGCUUUGAAGACCCAAGAACCAAGACGAAGAUGUCAGCAGCCCAGGCACUGAAGAAGGGCUGGCUGUACUAUGAGGCUGGGCAGCGCUUUCUGGAGGUGCAGUACCUGACAGGGGGGUUGAUCGAACCUGAUGUCGAAGGUCGUGUCUCCUUGGAUGACGCAUUGCAGAAGGGCACCAUCGACACGCGCACGGCCCAGAAGCUGCGGGAUGUGAACACCUACUCCAAGUAUCUCACCUGCCCCAAAACCAAGCUCAAGAUCUCCUACAAGGACGCGAUGGACCGGAGCAUGAUUGAAGAUGGGACAGGCCUGCGACUGCUGGAAGCCUCCUCCCAGUCCAGCAAAGGCUACUAUAGCCCUUACAACGUUAGCAGCGCUGGCUCCACCUCCGGCUCGAGGUCGGGCUCCCGGACGGGGUCCAGGGCAGGCUCGAGGCGUGGGAGCUUUGAUGCCACCGGCUCUGGCUUCUCCAUGACCUUCUCGUCCUCCUCCUACUCUUCCUCAAGCUUUGGGCGCAGAUAUGUGUUGGGUCCCCAGAGUGCUGUGGAUGCAGGAGACCUUGCGCUCGCCUUGUCCCACCUGAACAGGAGCUGUGGAUGGGAGGCAGGCAGGAAGUGCUCUGAACUGCACGGGCCACCGCUCAGUGUGGCAUAAAGUCCCCUCCCUGCCCCUCCCCAUGUACUGAGGAACCUGCCCUCCUCUCCUGCUCUGCAUGUGGUAAAGCUGCUGGCUAAUCACUCUAUUAUUUUUUUAAUUUUUAAACUCCAUUUUUCUUCCAAAGCAGUGCCUAAAGUUUAACCAAAAAGACUAGACUAAUAUAUUAAUAUAUAAGAUUGUUCUGACAGUAUUUGUAUAUUAAGAGAUGAGAGAGAAAACACACUACCCUCCCAAGAUCUGCAGCCCCAGGAGCUUGCUGCCGUUCGUGCCCUCUGCAGAGCAGAUCCCGCCCAGCCGGUCCCGCCGCCGCUCGGACACCGCGAGGCAGAACCUGAAAACAGUUCCGUGUUUUUGAUCUAACCACUAAGCGACUCUUUUGUAAUUAACUCCACCGGCUUCCCCCUGCACCCCGAAGGAGGAGACGGCGCUGUGCACGCACCAGCCCCUGCGAGCCGCGCGGCGCCGGGGCAUCCCGUGCCCUCGGAGGCCGGGGUGGACCUCCGCGCGCCGGCUCCGGAGCUGCCGCCUGGACCCUCGUCCCGAGCCGCGGCGAGGCGAGGGGGGGACGCUCCCGCGCCGCCCGCUCCCGCGCCCCGGCUCUGCCCCAGGACGUCCCCGCGGAGCCGGCGCCACCACAUCUUUUUCCAGCCCCGCCAAGGACGUCCCUUCGCCCCUGGGCGAGCUCCUUAGCUGGGUCUCCGGCGUUAGCAAGUCUUGGAUCAGCGCG